Messenger RNA from Syngnathus acus (greater pipefish), 1242 nucleotides. RefSeq names its product MNAT1 component of CDK activating kinase (gene mnat1). Gene Ontology annotation, molecular function: cyclin-dependent protein serine/threonine kinase activator activity. Bases 155 to 1090 code for a protein of 311 amino acids. The transcript has 9 exons. Gene Ontology annotation, biological process: nucleotide-excision repair; regulation of transcription by RNA polymerase II; positive regulation of cyclin-dependent protein serine/threonine kinase activity. Gene Ontology annotation, cellular component: transcription factor TFIIH holo complex. The record is from RefSeq and is a predicted model, not a curated record. Lineage: Eukaryota; Metazoa; Chordata; Actinopteri; Syngnathiformes; Syngnathidae.
CCACGCUAUUGGCCGCCGAGGGCCCCGCGGAAGGGAGGAGCGACGGGGAUACGAGGACUCGAACGUUUGCUUUUCAGCUGUCAGUCAUGCAAGCCCCGCUGUAUUUCCAACAGUGAGCUCACCUGCACUGUGCAGUCUGUGCAAGACGAACGAAAUGAAUGACCAAAGCUGCCCGAGAUGCAAAACAACAAAGUACAGGAACCCUUCGCUGAAGUUGAUGGUGAACGUUUGUGGACACACGCUAUGCGAGAACUGCGUCGAGAUGCUGUUCGUCCGGGGCUCCAGCAACUGCGUGCAGUGCGACACGCCCCUGAGGAAGAGCAACUUCCGCGUGCAGCUCUUCGAGGACCCCACCAUCGACAAGGAGGUGGAGAUCCGCAAGAAGGUGCUGAAGAUUUACAACAAGCGAGACCGCGACUUCCCCAGCCUGAGAGAAUACAACGACUACUUGGAGCAAGUGGAGGACAUGGUGUUUAACCUUACAAACAAUGUUGAUGUGGAGGACACCAAGAUGAGAAUGGAGCAGUACCAGCGGGAGAACCGGGAGAUCAUCCAGAAGAAUAAAGCCAAGCUUACUCGAGAGCAGGAGGAACUGGAGGAGCUGCUCCUUCAAGAGCAGCAGGGCAAUGAGCAGCGGCGACUGGAUGUGCUGCAGGAGGAGCAGAGGCAACUGCUGGCUAAAAAGAAGAACAAGCAGGCUCUGCUGGAUGAACUGGAAAAGUCUCAGCUUCCUGCCUCCCUCUUGCUUGCCCAACACAAGGCCCGUGUUACCAAGCUGGAGACUCAGAUCGAGCAACAGAAACAGGCCGUCAAAGCCACCAAUCACUUUUCAACAGGAAUUCAGAUGCGUCAAACGGUAUCUCUGCAAGCUGUACCCAAGUUAGAAGAAGCCCUGUACCACUACAACCCCCUCCACAUUGAAACCUACGGACCGCCGGUACCAGAAUUGGAGCAGCUAGGAAGACUUGGAUACUUGAACAACGUGCGGGCCUCCAUGCCUCAGGACACAGCCGGAGGAUACAGCUCAGCUUUGGCGUGUCAUCGAGCAAUCCAGGAUGCCUUCAGUGGCCUCUUCCCCCGUACUGGCUGACCCCAAACUCUGACACAACUUUAAGGACUAUAAAUAAGACAUCACUGAAGAGGACAAACACUGUUGUGGUGGUCAGUGAUGUGAUAUGUAUAAUUGUUUUUUGUGUGUCACUUUUAUAUAUAGAGUAAAUAAAUCACAAUUCAGUCUUUCUU